Sphenostylis stenocarpa is the source of this 396-nucleotide messenger RNA. NCBI's taxonomy places the organism in Eukaryota, Viridiplantae, Streptophyta, Magnoliopsida, Fabales, Fabaceae. The record is from the annotation of a GenBank genome assembly.
AUGUCUUCAGCAGAGAAGGAAGGAAGGCAUGCAUGUGAUGGUGAUGUAAGUGUGGAGGAAGGAGCGCAUGGAUCCACUCCUCUGCACUCUGCCACGUGGCAUUCACCGACAAGUGGAAGGUGGUGUGGGCACAAGGGGCACGUGAUUGAGAAGGAUGGGUGGUGUGUCACUGUGUCAGCGACCAUGAGAGAGAAAGUGCGUGACAGAAAAGAUGAAGUGGCAGCAGAGGCACGCUCUUCCAAGAGAAUGUGUGUGUUGAUGCAAUUAGUGCGCAAUAUUCAUGUUGAGCGGCAAUUAUCAAAAUGUCAUACAUUAGUUGCAAUUACAGACUCAAAUUGUUUGGUAAGAGCGUCUUGUAUCAACCUCCCGUUCCAAACGGAGGAUAAAUGUGAGUGA